Molecule: messenger RNA, 441 nt
Organism: Caenorhabditis remanei
Lineage: Eukaryota; Metazoa; Nematoda; Chromadorea; Rhabditida; Rhabditidae
Exons: 4
Coding region: 1-441 (146 amino acids)
Source: RefSeq, a predicted model, not a curated record
AUGCUUCAAACUGUUGACAACUUUAUACGAGCUUCCAAGUUGAAGAAUAUCGUCACGUUUCUCGCCAAGAACUCCGUCAAGUGUGAAUAUCGAAGCCUCGACAUGCCAAAACGAGCGGCGGAUCAACCAGGAACUUCCACGUCAAGGAAUAACCAACAAACAUACGACCAGCUUCCUCUGGGUGGAUUCUCAGCGACCUCUGGCCAACCUGCUCCGAAAAGGAAAGAUGUGGACAUUAAGCAAGUACUAAUAGUAAGAAUUGGUGUAGAAAUAACUGAUCCAGUUCUGGUGGUCGGAGUGCUCUCCGUAUCACUUGGUAAUGGUUGCUUCGUCGGAAGAGCUGGUUGUGGUGGCAUUGGUGCAGCAUACGCUGUGUAUCUUGGUGGUGGUGGCAUUCCAUUUGGACUGAUUGGUGUUGGAACGAUAUAUUGGACGUUGUAG